Molecule: messenger RNA, 741 nt
Organism: Alternaria burnsii
Lineage: Eukaryota; Fungi; Ascomycota; Dothideomycetes; Pleosporales; Pleosporaceae
Exons: 2
Coding region: 1-741 (246 amino acids)
Source: RefSeq, a predicted model, not a curated record
AUGUCAGAACUCGCAUUCUGCAAAUCAUUUCUCAGCGCACUGGACGCGCGCCCAGCGAAGCUCAGCAGCGACCACAUCGCAGACGCACGACAAUAUCCCGCACAAGGCGCCUACACACUCCCCCGCCUCCCACACCCACCCCACCCACAGCGCCCAAACCCCAAGCCAGUCGCAGGCGACGAUGCCACCACCUCUUCUUCGUCCACGAUCACCGUAACACUCAAGCCCAUGAAGCCGACCACCCCAACCAUUCCUCUCUCCUCCAUCGAUCCCUCGAAAACUUCCGUCUACGACCUCAAGCAACAAUACGCAACACAAGCCUCGUUACAACCAGCCAAGAUAAAGAUUCUUUACAAGAAGAAGCCAGUUACAGAUUCCAAGACACUGCUAGAAGUUAUAGGUACAGAUGCAGGCAGCGAGGUAGAGUUUGGCGUCAUGGUUAUGGCGGGCGCUGCGCUUGGCGGGGCUGCGAGUCCGGCAAGUGGAAGCACGCCAGUGACAAGUCCACCCGCUGUUGCGCCGCCUACGGAAAGUGAGAAGGGGCUUGCUAGUGCGGGUGAGACGCAUGCGGGUACGGCGACUGGGACAGCAGGUGCGACGGCUGGAAGUGGGAAGGAGGUUGUUGCGACAGAAGAGUUCUGGGGCGACCUGAAGAACUUUGUGCUGCAGAGAACCAAGGAUGCGGAAGAGAGCGAAAGGUUGCUGGGCGUCUUUAGGGGCGCAUGGGAGCAGAACAAGUAG